AUGAUUUUGAACAGCUUAAACGAAACUUUAAUCGUAAUCAAUCAAACAGUUUGUGAUAAGAUCAAUAGAACAGUGGACAAUCCGAAUGUAACGAUCGGUGUCACAUAUCUCACAUUCAGUCUUAUAUUCCAGAUUGCUUAUUUGCCAUGUUUUGUGACAUUUUUACAUCGUGAUCAACGAUGUCAUUCAUGUUUCAAAUUAAUGAUUGUAAUUGGUAUCGUUGAUAUAAUAACUACAAAUAAUGAUUUAACAAUUGUUGGAUUUUAUUCUAUCAUAGGAAUUUCAUAUUGCACAGCACCAAUUUUUUCCGCAUUUUCUAAUUUUAUUUCCUUAAGUUAG
Messenger RNA from Brugia malayi, 339 nucleotides. RefSeq lists its product as uncharacterized. NCBI's taxonomy places the organism in Eukaryota, Metazoa, Nematoda, Chromadorea, Rhabditida, Onchocercidae. The record is from RefSeq and is a predicted model, not a curated record. The coding region runs from base 1 to 339 and encodes 112 amino acids. The transcript has 3 exons.